This is a messenger RNA of Panicum hallii, 2924 nucleotides long. RefSeq names its product filament-like plant protein 3. Bases 219 to 2642 code for a protein of 807 amino acids. The record is from RefSeq and is a predicted model, not a curated record. The transcript has 5 exons. Lineage: Eukaryota; Viridiplantae; Streptophyta; Magnoliopsida; Poales; Poaceae.
CGGGGUCGCGCUUCGUGCGCCGCGCCGAGCAGGUGGUGCUGGGGGAGGAGGAGCGGGGAGGCGGUGACGGAAGCGAAACGGAAGGCCGCGGGUCUUGCGGGGCGGUCUGGUUCGUCCUCGCGGGUCACGGGGUUGAGCGUGAUCAUCAACUCUUCUGGAGGUCGCGCUGAACAAAGGAGGAAAGGAGACCGCAUUGGUUGGUGUAGGGGACUCCGGGGAUGGACCGCCGGAGCUGGCUGUGGCGGCGCAAGUCGACGGACAGGAGCCCGGCCGAGACCGAGACCUCCGCCUCCUCAGCAUCCGAGAGGAUCACUGGUGAGCAGGAUACUGCCAAGAGUUCUCCGAAUUCGACGCAAUCACCAGAGAUCUCGUCGAAGGAAUUGGAGGAAGACAGCAAUGUAAAAGUGAAGGUGUUGAGCGAGAGGCUGUCAUCCGUGGUUCAGGAUAUCCGUGCCAAGGAUGAUCUCGUGAAGCAGCAUUCCAAAGUUGCAGAGGAGGCUGUGCUAGGAUGGGAGAAGGCCGAGGAGGAGAUCGCGUCACUGAAGACGCAGCUGAACGCUGCAACGGCCAAGAACUCAGCGCUGGAGGACCGGCUCGUCCACAUCGACGGCGCCCUGAAGGAAUGCGUCCGGCAACUCCGGCGAGCCAAGGAGGAGCAGGACCAGACGGUGCAGGACGCGCUGGCGCAGCAGGCCCGGCAAUGGGAGUCCCAUAAGACCGACCUCGAGCUGCGCAUCGUCGAGCUCACGGCGAGGCUGGAGGCCAAGUCCGAGCGCUCGGUGGCCACCGACGGCGACACGGGUUCCAAGUUGGCUGCCCUGGAGAAGGAGAACUCGGCUCUGAAGGUGCAGCUGGUCGCCAAGACGGAGGAGCUGGAGCUCCGGACGAUCGAGAAGGAGCUCAACCGGCGGGCCGCGGAGACGGCGAGCAAGCAGCAGCUGGAGGGCAUCAAGAAGGUGGCCAAGCUCCAAGCCGAGUGCAGGAGGCUGCAGGCCGCGGCACGGCGACCGUCCAUGAACGUCGAGCUCAGGCGCUCUCCGAGCUCGGCCUGCGCCGAGUCGGUGACGGACUGCCAGUCGGACUGCUCCGACUCGUGGGCCUCAGCUCUGAUCACCGAGCUCGAUCAGUUCAAGAACGACAAGAACAGCGCGAGCACCAGGGCCGCGAGCAUCGCGGCCGCGGACAUCGGCGUGAUGGACGACUUCCUCGAGAUGGAGAGGCUCGCCUCCGCGAACGAUUCGUCGAAGGGCGACGCCGCCGUCGAGGAUGCGAGCGGGCAGCUGGCGAAGCUCGAGGAGAAGGUCAAGAAGCUGGCAGUCGAGAAGGCCGAGAGGGAGAAGGCGCUGUAUGAGGCUCAGCGCGAGCUGAGGACUUCACGCCACCGGGUGAUGGUGGCCGAGGAGAAAUCAGCUGAGCUACAGCGGCAGCUGAACCUUGCUAAUGGCGAGAAACACGCCAUGGAGGCCGAGGUGGAAGCCGCUGAGGUGAAGAGAAGCGAGCUUGAGGGUAAGCUUGAGCUGGCCCGCGCCGAGAUCGCGGGCUUGCUGGACAAGGGGCACAUCCUGGAGGAACGGCUCGAAUCGGAGAAGGCUCUGACGCUGGAGCUCGCAGCCAAGUACCAUGAUAUGGAGGCCUUGGGAGCGGAGAGGAGGGAGAUAAGCGCUCAGCUGGAGGCAUCGCGGUCCGAAACCAAGAAGUUAAGUGACAAGAUCACUCUGCUCGAGAGGAAGCUGGAGGUUGAGAAGGCCUUGUCGAUCCGGCUAGCCACGAAAUGCCAUGGCAUUGAUGCUCUGGAAGCGAAGAAGAAGGGCGUAGAGCUCGAGCUGGCGACGGCACGGGAGGAGAUUGCAUCGCUGCACAAGAGAGUGAGUAGUUUGGAGCUGGAAGUUCAGGAAGAGAAGACGUCGUCUACCGAACUCGCAACACGGUGCGAAGAAUUGGAGGCAUUGGGUAAGCACAGAGAUGAUCUUAGAACCCAGCUUGAUUCUGCAAAUUCAGAGAUUGUUAAGCUGAAUGAGAAGGUUAAAAUGCUCGAGGAUGCAGUGGAGAAACAGAGGCCAGUGACAGCGGAAUUGGAGUCUCAGCUUCAGUCGAGGCAAGCAGAAAUUGAGAGUUUGAGAGAGUGUGUCAGCCUGUUGGAAAAGAAGCUGGAGAGCCAGAAGAACCUGUCAUCGGCUUACAUAUCUGCACUGGGUGCUUCUGAAACUGAAAAGAAGGAACUGGCUGCCCGUUUUGAACUCAAAGAGAAAGAAGCCGAUGAGUUACUCAGGAAGAUGAGUUUUCUGGAGGAACAGAUUUACGAAGAGAAGGCGCGGUCGUCGGAAUUUGAAGCAAAAUGUGUGAAGAUGGAAGAAGAAGUGCCAAGCAGAUCUCUGGGUCACCAACCAGUGAAGCCUACGGCAACCGAAGAUCUUCAGACCAGAAAGGAGAAAGAGCUAGCCAAGGCCGCCGGGAAACUAGCUGACUGCCAGAAGACGAUAGCUUCACUGAGCAGCCAACUGAAAUCCUUGGCCGAUCUCGACGAAUUCCUCCCUGGAACCGAGACCAGUGGCGCCGCCUCAGCCGACACUUGGGACGGUGAUCUGAAGCUGCUCCAUCCAGCGAGUUAUCCCGCGCAGAUUGGCUAUUUGGCAGUCACAUGAUCCUCGUGGCAAGUGGAUAUUUUUGUUUGGCUUUUGCCGCAUGAUGGCCUGAUGAGAUUGCCAUGAUCUUCCCCCCACAUGUCAUAUAGAGUUAAGUUAAUAGUCUAUAGGUGAGCAAAAAUGUUCAUAGGGAAAGCUGUUUAUAGAGUUGGUGAUGAGCCUUAAGGGAACUCAUAUUGAAGAUUAUCUUUGAUCUCCCUGUCCCUUGGAAAUGGCUUUUUCCCCCAACAUGUGCUGCAUCUUGAUUACCGCUUGCUUAGGUUGGAAACAUCCUCACUGUCA